AUGGCAAUGCCGGAUCAUCGGGUGCCGCAGGGUCCGUUGCUGCCGGCCGACCAAAACGAGGGACACCUAGCGGUUGGAUCGUCCAGAGCGCCCCUGAUGCAAAACAGCGCAACGGCGGAGAAGAAGACGAAGGCGAAGAAGAUAAAGAACAUGUGCUUGGCUUCUUCCAAGACCACGUCCCGCACACUGGCCUUGACAGAGCAAAAGCACAGCUGUCUGCGCAAUAACUCUCCCACUUAUUGCCGUUAUCCGUGCCUCUCUGACAGAAAGGACGGUCCGCCGCAUUCGAUAUUUGGCAGCCUGAGCCUGAGCCCCUUCCUGCCGGAGAUCUAUUCGAUGUACUCCCGAGAAGGAUGCCCCUGGUUCUCGGGCGAGGGAGGCGCAGCUCUGUGCAUAUCAGACUUCUGGUCUUUGCUCUUUAGCACCUACCGUCUACGCAACUACUACGCCCUCGACCCAGCUUUUCCCCAGACUUUUGAGGUCCUCUUUUACCUCGCCUUGUCGGUUUUGACCUCUUGUUCAGGUCAAUCUCCCGUACUGACCUCGGUGCAGCACCAGCUGGUGUCCACUCUCGCUCUUCCCAAAAAGGCCAUUGAGCAUGUGCCAUUGAGCUAA
Molecule: messenger RNA, 615 nt
Organism: Colletotrichum lupini
Lineage: Eukaryota; Fungi; Ascomycota; Sordariomycetes; Glomerellales; Glomerellaceae
Exons: 4
Coding region: 1-615 (204 amino acids)
Source: RefSeq, a predicted model, not a curated record